UAAGCAGUCUGGUGCCUGGGCGAUGUCCGGUUGCCAAAUUUUUAGUCCACGUAGAAUUUCUACUUCACUGCCACGCUUUUGGGUGCUAAACCAACAAGCUUUUGUUUAUCCAGUUUUUUGCAGUGGCAUUGUCAACUGUCAGUCGGUAGUCGCAUUCCAAAUCAUCGUGCAAAACUUUGGCGAUACAGAAUCCUGAGCUCGCGGAGCCAUGGACACGGCUGACGGGGAAACAAAGUCAGUGCGAUUCGCCGCGCAACUCGAAGAGGAGCUGGAACGGGAAGGGCUGACCGAUCUGCCUAAGACGACCUUGACCAUCCAGAGUCCCAUGAGUCAACCAGGAAACAAUCGCCAAGAAAAUGCUUGGAAAGAGCUGCUAGAGAGAAACGUGGACAAUCCUGUGUAUGGCAAUGUUCAGAUGGAGGAGGAUGUGCUCUCCAACAAAAACACAGGAAUCGGGUCGUCCAUCCGUCGCCUGGGUUCGCGAGUGCAGCGCUCGAUUCGCCGCUCGUUGCGACGUGACCCCAAUCCUUACGGAUCGCAAAUUCUGAGCAUUCAGGAAGACCAGGCAUGGAUGAGUUGGAUCGAAGAGCGAAUGGGGUCAAUAUCCCGGGAAGCACAACUGGAUUUGCCCAUGUUCAAAAAGAUUCUGGGUAUCGAAAAAGCUUACUACGCAGAUCGCCUGUUUUCCUUGUUCGACAUGAAUCAUCGCGGUUACAUCAUCGUGGCCGAUUUACUCCGGCUUCUUUCAGCAAUGACCAAGGCCAGUGCCGCCAAGAAAUUGCGACUCAUUUUCGACAUUUAUGAUGCUGACGGUAGCCAGACAAUUGAUGCAGGCGAAUUUACGGCUGUGCUGUCGGCGGCCAUUGAUGAUAAUGCACUGGCCAUUGCGCCUCAACAGAUCGAAUACAUGACGAAAGGACUCUUUGAUGCGGUGGACGUUAAUAUGGAUGGUGUUAUCACUUUUGAUGAGUUACAACAAGGACUGGAGCGUUUUCCGGAGUGGAACGAGCGCUUACAGAUUUCAUUUUCCCGGUUUCUGAAACCUCCAGCUGAGAAACACCCGUCGGUUAAGAAGCGGCAGGAUUUAUCGCGUUUGUGUCCUCCCUACUUCCUGACGUCGACAUAUAUCCGUCACAAUCCACGCGAGUUCUUUUGGGCGGUCUUUUAUGCCCUUUCGGUCGUUGCCUUCUAUUUGUAUGGAUCCCUGUAUGCGGUUUACGUUCAGCAUGAUAUUACAACCCAGCGAUGUCUUCCGUUUUACGCGGUUGCUCACGGUUUCGGAAUGAACCUGAACUGGAAUUCCAUGCUGCUGGUAGUAUUUAUGCUACGCCGGACACUGACAUACAUUCGUAAUACUCGUAUUGGUCCAUACUUGCCAAUCGAUAUUGCUGUUUUCGCGCACAAGGUCAUUGGAUGGGUCGUCCUGAUCUGUGUGUUGGGUCACUUCAUUCUCCAUAUGUUCCAUUUUGAUUGUUUGGUGCGUGAUGGAUCCAACUUCACUUAUUACGAGCUGUUAUUCACCACUAAACCUGGACUAGGGGUUCAUCCCGGCGUCGUUUCCGUUACCGGCUGGCCAAUACUGUUCGCAUUCCUCGUAAUGUUCAUUUGUUCGCUCCCUGUUGUCCGUCGAUCAGGAUUAUUUGAAGUGUUCUUUUUUUCUCACCUCCUGUACAUUCCGUAUAUGCUGCUACUUAUCGUGCACAGUGACAAAUUUUGGAAGUUCAUUGUCGGUCCUGGUGUCAUUUUCAUUUUGGAAAAGAUUAGCAUGACCCGGUGUAUACGGCGUUUAGUGGAAGGGGAGUUUUACAUCAAAGAAGUUGUAUUAUGGGCUUCUGGGGUUACACAGCUGACCUUCAACCAUCCUCCUAAUUUUGCCUUUAAUCCUGGUGAUUAUAUUUUUGUCAACAUUCCCAAUGUAGCAUGGUUUGAGUGGCAUCCCUUUACAAUCAGCAGUUGCCCGGAGAAUUCAGAUGCCGUGACUUUGCACGUGCGCUGCUUGGGUGAAUGGACAAAGCGGCUGCAUACAUAUUUCAAGAAUCACGAGCGCAAUUGCGGUGGAGUGAAGGUGGAUACGCUGAAUCCAUUUAGUAAAUUAUUCCCAGGAUUCGAACAUGGCCCCAGCGUGUUCCAUAAGAAACGCCAGUCGGUCAAAGGUCAACCAGUUCGUGCUCUUCAUGUUCCGAUCUACGUGGAUGGACCCUACGGUACACCUUCCGGUCGAAUUUUCAAUGCUGAGCAUGCCGUCUUGAUUUGCGCUGGUAUUGGUGUGACUCCCUUUGCAUCCAUCCUUCAGAGCAUAAUGUAUCGCCACCAUGCCUCUAAAAUGCGAUGUCCUGAAUGCGCCCACGAAUGGGCACCCGGUGUGUUUUCUGGCCAAAAGGAUCAGUUGAAAAAGGUGACGUUUAUCUGGGUGGUAAAUAGCCAGCGUAGCAUCGAAUGGUUUGUGGAAUUGCUGGAACGGCUCGACAUACAGCAGUUGCGCGAAAAUGAGCUGGACCGUCUGAUUGAUAUCCGCAUCUAUGUCACCUCGGCGACACGAAUGGCAGACUUAUACGCCUUUGCUUUGACUACGGCUUUGGAUAUAUUUUAUGAGAAGCAUAACCGGGAUAUGAUUACGGGAAUUCGUUCGCGUGCCAUUCCUGGUCGUCCCGAUUGGCGUAGCGUGUUUGAACAUUUAGAUAAAAAUAAACGCGGAAAGAUAUCCGUGUUUUUCUGUGGUCCGCCGGUACUGGGUCAGGAACUGCGGGACUUCGCUAAUGAGUACGAUUUCGACUUCCAUAAAGAGUCUUUCUGAGUUUGAAAGUUUUGCCCUUUGUAAGUUUGAUCGACAGUAUAUGUUUUGACAGUUUGUGUGGAAAGUUCUUUUUAAAGUUUUUUAGAGUUUUACGAUGGUUUUACGAAUGUGUGAAUGUUAAAGUUUAAAUUAAAACUCUGUGAUGCUCUUUUUGUCUGCAUGCUUGCUUAUAUUAUUAGAAUGGGGACGAGAAUAUCAGAAUCUCGUAACAAUAAUAAAGCUCACAUCGCACUA
This is a messenger RNA of Paramacrobiotus metropolitanus, 3028 nucleotides long. RefSeq names its product NADPH oxidase 5-like. The transcript has 13 exons. Bases 209 to 2794 code for a protein of 861 amino acids. NCBI's taxonomy places the organism in Eukaryota, Metazoa, Tardigrada, Eutardigrada, Parachela, Macrobiotidae. Gene Ontology annotation, biological process: defense response; superoxide anion generation. Gene Ontology annotation, cellular component: NADPH oxidase complex; plasma membrane. Gene Ontology annotation, molecular function: superoxide-generating NAD(P)H oxidase activity; calcium ion binding. The record is from RefSeq and is a predicted model, not a curated record.